CGCUGAGCCCGCACCCGGCAGGCCUGACAGGUAACUAAAUGCCCUCGGUGGUGCUGCCUGCUCUGUUGGCAUGCUUGGAUGCACAGCAGCUCUUCCAGUAGCUUCUUUUCGUCUGCCUGGCUGCAGGAAGAUGGCAAAAGCAAACAUUACCAGAGACAUCAUCCACAGACAGAUCAAGGAGAGGGGAGCGCUGGGCUUCGAGCGGCACUACCACGUCACAGAUCCCUUCAUCCGCCGCCUGGGGCUGGAGGCAGAGCUGCAGGGUCACUCUGGGUGUGUCAACUGUCUCGAAUGGAAUGAAAAAGGAGACUUGCUGGCCUCUGGCUCUGAUGACCAGCACACCAUUGUCUGGGACCCUCUGCACCACAAGAAACUGCUCUCCAUGCACACAGGACACACUGCAAACAUCUUUUCUGUCAAGUUCCUGCCACACUCAGGGGAUCGGAUCCUGAUCACUGGAGCUGCAGACUCCAAGGUGCAUGUUCAUGACCUGACAGUGAAGGAGACCAUCCACAUGUUUGGGGAUCACACCAACAGGGUGAAGAGAAUCGCCACGGCCCCCAUGUGGCCCAACACCUUCUGGAGUGCAGCCGAGGAUGGGCUCAUAAGGCAGUACGACCUGCGGGAGAGCAGCAAACGCUCCGAGGUGCUGAUCGACCUCACCGAGUACUGCGGGCAGCUGGUGGAGGCCAAGUGCCUGACAGUCAACCCCCAGGACAACAACUCCCUGGCGGUGGGGGCCAGCGGCCCCUUUGUGCGGCUCUACGACAUCCGCAUGAUCCACAACCACAGGAAAAGCAUGAAGCAGAGCCCCUCAGCUGGGGUGCACACCUUCUGUGACCGGCAGAAACCUCUCCCAGAUGGGGCAGCCCAGUACUACGUGGCAGGGCACCUGCCUGUCAAGCUGCCAGACUACAACAACCGCCUGCGGGUCCUGGUGGCCACCUACGUCACCUUCAGCCCUGAUGGCACCGAGCUGCUGGUCAACAUGGGAGGGGAGCAGGUCUAUUUGUUUGACCUGACCUACAAGCAGCGCCCAUACACCUUUCUGCUGCCCAAGAAGUGCCAUGCUGCAGGGGAAGUGCAGAAUGGGAAGACCUCCACCAACGGCAUCCACCUGCACAGCAACGGCUUCCGCCUGCCUGAGGGCAGGGCCCACGCCAGCCCCCAGGUGGAGUUGCCUCCCUCCCUGGAGCGGCUGAAGCAGCAGGCCAACGAGGCCUUUGCCUGCCAGCUGUGGACCCAGGCCAUCCAGCUGUACAGCAAGGCAGUGCAGAAGGCGCCCAACAACGCCAUGCUCUACGGCAACAGAGCUGCUGCCUACAUGAAGCGCAAGUGGGAUGGGGACCAUUACGAUGCUCUAAGAGACUGCUUGAAGGCCAUAUCCCUGAAUCCAUGCCACCUGAAGGCACACUUCCGCCUGGCCCGCUGCCUCUUUGAGCUCAAGUACGUGGCAGAAGCCCUGGAGUGUCUGGAUGACUUCAAGGGGAGGUUUCCAGAGCAAGCCCACAGCAGUGCCUGCGACGCCCUGGACAGGGACAUCAACGCAGCUCUCUUCUCCAAGAGCGAUAAUGCUGAAGACAAGAAAGGGGGAGGCCCCAUCCGGCUGCGAGCCACAGGCCGCAAGGACUCCAUCUCUGAGGACGAGAUGGUGCUGAGGGAGCGCAGCUAUGACUACAAGUUCCGCUACUGUGGCCACUGCAACACCACCACGGACAUCAAAGAGGCCAAUUUCUUUGGCAGCAAUGCUCAGUACAUAGUCAGUGGCUCGGACGAUGGCUCCUUCUUCAUCUGGGAGAAAGAAACCACCAACCUUGUCAGGGUGCUGCAGGGAGAUGAGUCCAUUGUGAACUGCCUCCAGCCUCAUCCCAGUUACUGCUUCCUGGCCACCAGUGGCAUCGACCCAGUGGUGCGGCUGUGGAACCCCAGGCCGGAGAGUGAGACCCUGAAUGGCCGCGUGGUGGUGGACAUGGAGGGGGCGUCGCAGGCCAACCAGCGGCGGAUGAACGCAGACCCCCUGGAGGUGAUGCUGCUGAACAUGGGGUACAGGAUCACAGGGCUGACCAGCGGCGGGACUGGGGGCUCGGACGAUGAGGACAGCUCAGAGGGGCAAGUCCAGUGCCGGCCCAGCUAAGGCAGAGCUGCCUCUCCUCUCGGCGUUUGGCCCGAAGGGAACUGAGUUUCCUUGGCCCUGGACUGUCUGCACUGCCCCCACUGUGCCCAGGGCAGGACGAGCUGGCAGGGGCAAGAGCAGCUGGCUCCAGACCCUCAUCGCCUCCUCCUGCUCCUGUUGUGCAGCACCGCAGCGCAGUGCAGGGUUUGCCUUUAGUGGAAUUUAGUCCCCACAGGGGUCUUUGAGUUGUCUGUAAGCAGUGUGAGCUGGUGAGUCUUCUUCUUUCUUUUUUUUUCCAAUGAUGAUUUUUUCCCCCCAGAGCUGCUGUGUGGUCUGGUGCAGGGGGCUGCUGCCUGCAUUUGGAGAGGGGAUGUUCAGUUCCUGAAUAAAACACAAACCUAGGGGCAGGGCUGAUGGAAUGAAUUUACUGCAGUGCCCUUAGUCCUGAAAGCUUGACUCUACUUUUGUGCUGCCAUCCUGUCUGGAGGCCCCUGCUUUAGGGUGGUUGGCUAUGGAGCACCAGGUUUGUCCCAGAGCAGCUUUCUCCUGGCCUUGCUGCCAGCUGUAGGUGUACUGUGUGAGGGGCUGCAUGCUGCCUGCCUUGUCCCUGGGCAUCUGAGUUGAUAAAUUGGUGAAGGCGCUAGGUGUGUGCAGCUCACCAGGGCAGGAGGUGCUUGCCCAGCAAACCACAUUCUGCUGUGGUCUGGGAGCUCGCAGAGAAAGGUGGCAGCAGUGGCCCAGGUUUGCUCAGAGGCUGAGGGCUGGGGCAGCUGAAGCUGCUGAGGACAG
This is a messenger RNA of Indicator indicator, 2902 nucleotides long. RefSeq names its product WD and tetratricopeptide repeats 1 (gene WDTC1). The transcript has 16 exons. Gene Ontology annotation, biological process: negative regulation of fatty acid biosynthetic process. Bases 71 to 2134 code for a protein of 687 amino acids. Gene Ontology annotation, molecular function: protein binding. Gene Ontology annotation, cellular component: cytoplasm; Cul4-RING E3 ubiquitin ligase complex. The record is from RefSeq and is a predicted model, not a curated record. Lineage: Eukaryota; Metazoa; Chordata; Aves; Piciformes; Indicatoridae.